AAGUGCAAUUUACACAUUAUUAACCCUUACUUGUUUUAUUUUAAUUGAUGUACAUUAUACAAGCAUGACCAUGCAGCUUUUGUACAGUUAUAUCUUUGACAUUAUUUUGUACAUUAUUAUUAUUUGUCUUUUAUUCAGUCCAAAAUCAAAUCAGAUCCUUACAGUCUUUCAAUAAUUUAUUAUCAGUCAUGCUUUAGAUUCAUAUUAACUGUAGAGAUGGGUUAUUAACGAACAUAAUCUACUUGCAAGCAUUACACUCUGAUUUUUGUACGUUUUCUACUUUUCAUUAGCACUUCACAGGGCUUUCCAGAGUCGAGGAACGCCUGGAUAUGUCAGGCAAUUAUUAUUUCCAGUCCUGGAAAUGAUAUGGAAUAAAAUAAAUCUGAAAAACUCAAAGAUAUAGUCUAUGUUUAUAAUCAAUAUAUAUAUAUUUCUGUUAUGCUCAGCUCUUAAAUAUUUACUUAGUAAUUGUUCUUUGCGAGUCCAAUUUCUGUAAAGUAUUAAAAUAAAAACAUUUGAAAAGUGGAAAAGUCUGGAAAAGUCAUGAAGAAAUCAUGGAAAAGUCAUGUAAAUUCAUUGGUCAAAAUAUGCAGGAAAAAUUGACUUUUAAUGUUUUUAAUGUGAUUUUUAUAUAUAGUGAUUGACUGUGAUUUUAUUUCAUUUUUAUUUCAAUUGUUUUAACUCUUGCAUGUGCACGGAUGCACAUCUGCUUGUGUUGUGCCAAUGUUUUAUAUACCGCUGCAAGUCUGAAAGUGAAGCUACAAUGUAGCAAUGUAGAAAAUAAUCCAAUCAGAGUGUGGGAAAGCGUAAUCCUGUGUAAUCCCAGCACAGCCAUGAAGAACAGAUCUUUCAGGCAGCGAGAGUGCCCAGACAUAGACACAGCAGCACUGACAAACAACGAAAAGAAUUCAUGAUUAUACAGUAUUACCUCAACUGUGAAUCUGUAUUGAAUUAUGAAUUUAACUGGAGCUCCACAUUUUACAAAUGCAAUAAUUUAGCAUUAAAUGCUCUAUAAUACCCUGGAUGUGAUCCGUGUUGUUUCCCCUCACAUGGCCAGGCAGGUGCAGGAACACUUGCACAGGUCACCUGUUACCUUUGAGCGGUUGUUUUUGAGGAAUGUGUACAGGAUGUCAGUGAGGGGGGAACAAAAACAUCUUGCAUUUAUUCUCUAAUAGGCACCUUAUAUAUGAGUUUUGUAAUUUUUUUUUAAAGUUUACUAAGAAACACCAGAAAUUUCUCUUUGGAUGUGUAGAAUAUUUGUGUGGUCAAAUGUAUUUUUUUUAUUUAUUUAUUUAUUUAUUUUAUGUGUAUGUGGUCCCGGUGUGCCUGUACCUGUGUAUUCGUGUGUUGGGUUGCCAGGUGCUUCAGUCUCAUUUGAUCACAGCGUGAACAAGAGUUUCCCAGAGGGUUUCCCUAAGGGAUCUUGGCAGUCCAGCAGCUGCCACCUGGCUGUUUCUACGGCAACUGACCAGACCACCUUCAACAACCACACCUGAGAGAAGGAGAGAGGGGGAGAGAAGAUACCACAGACUCUGUUAGGAUGGGCUACGAUCUGGAACGCUUUGUAGGCUAUGUGAACGAGGGUCUGCUGUGCUGUGUAUGUCGGGAUGUGUUAGAAGAUCCUCUGCAGGCUCCGUGUGAACAUGCCUUCUGCAGCUCCUGCAUUCAUGGAUGGCUCAUCCACCAUAACAGCUGUCCUGAGGACCGCUUGCCUUUAGACAUCACACAUCUACGCCCACUAUUCAGAUAUAUGAGGAAUGAUUUAGCGAGGCUGCAGGUAAGGUGUGUUUUCCGGCCACAAGGUUGUGAGGUCAUAUGUGCUCUGGAGUCCAUUCAUCGGCAUGAGCAACAGUGUGAUUACGCUUUGCUGAACUGCAGUAAUGCAGGUGACGAGUACUUGUGUUACCGUUGUGGCUGCCCAGUUCAGGUGUCGCGGCGCUCUCUGGAAGCUCAUCUAUGUGUGUGCGAAUACAGCAGUAGAGUUUGCGCAAGCGGCUGUGGAUACACAAUCCUAAACAAUGAGGAGGCCCAACACAACUGUGUAUCAGAGCUACGAGCUGAGCUGGACAUGCUCAGGGCAGAAUUAGACUGCAAAGUCGAAGAGGUGAGGCAUGAAAUGGAAUCUCGCUUGGAUUCCCAAAGACGACACAUGGUGCAGAAGGAGAGUUUGCUGAGGAGUGAAGUGGAUGAACUUAAGGGUCAACUGUCCCGCGUCAUGUCAGAUGUCCGCAUUCUACUGGGUGCAGAGAGAGCACGCAGACAAGAGCUAGAGAGGGCGGAGCUUGAGAAGGCGGAGCUUAUUGAACUUUUAAAAAAGGAGGGUCUCAGACCAGCCACACCCUCUGAAGCUGCAGCUCCGCCCCCUGCUGAGGUUCCGAGAAAGCAAAGCCCACGAAGCCUAGCUUUGGACUGCAUCAAAAGGAAGAAUAGAGAGGUGACGGUUAUCUGAGGAUGCUGCUUUUUUAACAAUGGAACAGUAAAGAAGAGGGAACAUAUGAUGCUAAUAGAAAACCACUACCUGGAA
Ctenopharyngodon idella (grass carp) is the source of this 2524-nucleotide messenger RNA. It is a transcript of the gene rnf41l, whose product is annotated as ring finger protein 41, like. The coding region runs from base 1541 to 2449 and encodes 302 amino acids. Gene Ontology annotation, biological process: protein K63-linked ubiquitination; tumor necrosis factor-mediated signaling pathway; positive regulation of JNK cascade. Gene Ontology annotation, molecular function: zinc ion binding. Gene Ontology annotation, cellular component: plasma membrane signaling receptor complex. The record is from RefSeq and is a predicted model, not a curated record. NCBI's taxonomy places the organism in Eukaryota, Metazoa, Chordata, Actinopteri, Cypriniformes, Xenocyprididae. The transcript has 8 exons.